UAUUUUAUGUGUUUUUUAAUGUUUUGUUCUUAGAUAUGAAAAGUUCAUGUGGCCCAAUUGUCAAGAUUGUAGAUUGCAGUACAGUAUAUUCCUAUCUGGUGUAGUCUAUAUGCAGAUUUGAAGUAGUUUCAAAAACAUGUUUAUGUACUCUUAAUCUCUAGAAAAUAAUAAUUGUUGUGUUCAAUAAAAGCAUCUCGAUGGUUGUGAAAGUUAAAAAUCUAAGACAUAUGUGAAUGAGGCCCUGGUGAAGUAGACACCAUUUCUGAUCACACCUUGCUAUUGUAUGUCCCUUUCCAUGUUUGUUUCUAAAGUUAUCAGGAGAAAUAAUGAUGAUCUUUCUAGUUAAAUUUCUGUUGCAUUCCAUUAUAAAAAAUUCUGACUUGAUUUAGAGAAGCCUUCCACAUUUGUGGACCUAUUAGAGCAGAUCCAGAGGAGGGCCACAAAUAUGAUCAGAAGGAUGGAGCACCUUUCCAGUGAAGACAGCUGUGAGCUGGAGCUGUUCAGCAGUAAAGAAGACAAGCUCUGGGUGACCUUUCAGCAGCCUUCCAAUACCUAAACGGGGCUUGUACGAAGGUGAGAGAGGGGCUUCUUACAGGAGCAUGUAGUGACAGGACAAGGUUCAUGGGGCAAAAUGUUUAAAACUGCAAGAGAGCAGAUUUAGAUUAGAUGUUAGGAAGAAAUUCUUUACUCAGAGGGUGGUGAAGCACUGGAACAGAGUGCUUACCCAGAGAAUUUCUGAUUGCCCAUGCCUGGAAGUGUUCAAGGCCAGGUUGGAUGGGGCCCUGAGCAAACUGGUCUAGAGAGUGGUGUCCUUGUCCCUGGCAGGUGGCUGGGACCUAGAUGAUCUUUAAGGUCUCUUCCAACCUAAAUCUUUCUACGAUUUUGCGACAAACUUGACAGAUUUUCUAAAAAAAUAAGUUUAGACUUGAAGAACAGGGUUCUUUGUUUUUUUUAAUCCAAUGAAAAUGCAAAUCAAAUUCCAAAAUAACAUGCAGUUACAAACUACUGAAGUCACCCUGUCUUUUAUUUCCUUUUUAUGACAUCUAGAGGAAAAAUCUUGAAAGCAUAGUUUUGCAAAGUAGCAGAGAUUUUCAUUUAUGCCAGCAGCAGAAUGCCUUAAAACUGACCAGAAACCUUUUGACUUGUCCCUUAGAACAAUGGUGAGCUCAGUGUAUGGAUUAGAUACUUCAUUUUGAGAUUGUUUUGCAUAUUUGUUGCCUAUCUUUCAGAAAGAUGAGAAAAUAAGUUCAUAGAAAAAUAGAAUAGUUUGGGUUGGAAGAGAUCCUUGAAGGUCAUCUUGUCCAGUCUUCUGCCAUGAGCUGAGAUUUCUUCAAUGAGAUCAGGAUCAAGUCGUAAUAUUGUUCUCCCAGCCAUGCUUAAUGAAUCUGCUGGAAGUUAUGUCCUACUCCUUUGAGCAGCUGGAACACUCACAGCUUUCCCUAAAGGAUUAUAAAUUUUGAUAUUCAGAAGACUGAAGGAUGCCAUCUGAGAGGUGCCUAAGUGUUCAGGAAAUGCUGACAGGCCAGAGGCUUUGUCAGUCUAGUUCCCACAAUGAUGCUGUCCUGGCAGCUCUGAACCAACAAAGAAGUGAUGGCAUACUUUGUGACAUUACCCUUAUUGCUGAAGAGCAGAAAUUCCAUGCACAUAAAGCAGUCCUGGCAGCCUGCAGUGACUACUUCCGAGCAAUGUUCAGUCUCUGCAUGGUUGAGAGUGAAGCUGAUGAGGUGAAUUUACAUGGUGUCACAAGCCUUGGUUUAAAACAAGCCCUGGACUUUGCAUAUACUGGACAGAUCCUCUUGGAACCAGGGGUGAUACAGGAUGUCCUAGCAGCUGGGAGUCAUUUACAGCUGCUGGAGCUUCUCAGUUUAUGUUCUCACUAUCUCAUUGAGGAAUUAAAUAGCUUUAAUUAUUUGGACCUGUACAAGCUUGCGGAUCUUUUCAACCUCACUUUGUUGGAGAAUGCAGUCAUUGGCUUCUUAGUAAAACAUCUCUCUGAGCUAUUGAAGAGUCAUCCUGAAGAAGUUCUGGCACUCCCAUACUGUCUUCUUCGAGAGGUUUUUAAAAGCGAUAGACUCACUUCACUCAGUGAAGAACAAAUCUGGCAGCUGGCUGUGAGGUGGUUGGAACACAACUGCCGCUACCAGUAUCUGGAUGAACUUCUCCAGUAUGUCCGCUUUGGCCUUAUGGAUGUGGAUACACUGCAUACUGUAGCUCUUACUCAUCCUCUUGUCCAAGCCAGUGAAACUGCGACAGCGCUCAUUAAUGAGGCCUUGGCUUACCACCAGAGUGUCUAUGCACAGCCAGUUUGGCAAACUGCAAGGACAAAGCCUCGCUUCCAGUCAGACACUCUUUAUAUUAUUGGUGGGAAGAAACGAGAAGUCUGUAAAGUGAAGGAAUUGCGAUACUUCAACCCGGUAGACCAGGAGAACGUUCAUAUUGCGGGGAUCGCUAACUGGAGCGAGCUGGCACCUAUGCCAGUGGGGAGGAGCCACCACUGCGUUGCUGUCAUGGGAGACUUUCUUUUUGUAGCUGGUGGAGAGGUGGAGCACUCCACAGGGCGCACGUGUGCCGUGAGAACUGUCUGUCGAUACGACCCCCGCACUAACUCCUGGGCCGAGAUAGCUCCGAUGAAGAACUGCCGGGAACACUUUGUGCUGGGAGCCGUGGACGAGUACCUGUAUGCCGUAGGGGGCAGAAACGAAUUGCGUCAAGUGCUGCCCACAGUCGAACGCUACUGCCCCAAGAAGAACAAGUGGACCUUUGUACAGUCCUUUGAUCGGUCACUCUCAUGCCAUGCUGGAUAUGUGGUGGAUGGUCUUCUUUGGAUAUCAGGAGGAGUAACAAAUACUGCACAAUAUCAAAAUAGACUCAUGGUCUAUGAUCCUAAGCAGAAUAAGUGGUUAAGCCGUAGCCCGAUGCUGCAGAGGAGAGUGUAUCACUCCAUGGCCGCUGUCCAAAGGAAGCUGUACGUGUUAGGUGGGAACGACCUCGACUACAACAACGAUCGCAUCCUGGUCCGUCACAUCGACUCCUACAGCAUAGACGCCGACCAGUGGACCCGCUGCAGCUUCAACAUGCUGACAGGUCAAAAUGAGUCUGGAGUUGCUGUCCACAAUGGUAGAAUAUAUUUAGUUGGUGGCUAUUCGAUUUGGACAAAUGAGCCUUUGGCAUGCAUCCAGGUGCUGGAUGUUAGCAAGGAGGGGAAGGAAGAGGUAUUCUAUGGGCCCACACUCCCCUUUGCUUCCAAUGGAAUAGCAGCCUGCUUUCUUCCAGCUCCUUAUUUCACGUGUCCCAACCUUCAGACUCUGCAAGUGCCUCACCACAGGAUCGGCACAAUGUGACACGUUCCUUGUGCUUCACGGAAUCGGAAGUGGAGGAGGAAAACAUCAAACCCUGUGUAUAGAAGGGUUUCUCUGGGUCAGUGAGAAGAAUCAAUCCACUUGGGCUGCUGCUUUACCAUCACACAUUUGUCUUAAAGUCAGAUCACAGCAGGCAGGGAGGAAGAUCCAAAGCCUGCGUGCGGUUUCUCUCCUCAGCCUCAGACGCAGAAGCAGAUACGUGAGCGCGUUGUGCAUUUCUGCCGGUGGCCACUUGCUACGUGUCUUCUUCAUUUCCUUAUGCAACUUUGCCAGCCAUUGUGGAUGCUCUCAGCUCUUCCUGGGCCGCUGCUCUUUGGAGUCUGCACAUUCAGUUGUUCACCAGUGGUACUUUCAAAGACAAUAAAAAUGCUCUGUUUAUGUUGACAAAGAUUAUACAAUACUGUGCUAAUUAUGCAACUUACUCAAUACCUUUGGCAAAAAGAAUAACAAAUGUGUUGACUUCCAAUUCCGAACUCCAUCGUUUACAGUUUCUCAUUUAAUAAUACUUCAUUUGAAAUUUAAAUACUUCAAAACAGAUUAAAACAAAAACAAAAAAAACCAAACAAGCCCUAUAGGAUAUGAAGAACAGAUAAAAAUUGUCUCAGCUGAAAGGCAAAGAAAAUGAAGCCUCACGGUUAAACUCAAGUCUGAACUGAAUGUGUUUGUCUGAGAAUCUAAAGAUUGUUUGGGAUGUCAUUUACCAAGGUCUACUACCAAAUAAAUGUUACCUUCUGUCAUAUGAUCAAUUCUUCCUGACAGCUGCAGUCUUUUAGUGGUGGAGAUCAGCCUCUUUACUGUAUAAUUAAAAUGUGCCAUUUACUUAAUAUUUUUAAUAUCCAGUUUGCAAGGGGUCACCACAUUUACAAUUAUCAGUGAACAGUCUCAUUUUGUCCAACAUAUGGUCCCACAAAUCACUAGUCUCCAGAGGCUAAACAGGUGUAGAACAAUGUCAAUAUUUAUUUAUUUAUUCUUUCAUUUUAUAUAGCGUGUCUCCAUUCCACUCUCCAGGCAUAUGCCAGCUCACAGCAAAUACUCUAACCUGGUGUAUUUUGGCUUUGCUUGGCUAAGGCAGUCCCUGUCUCUUAUCUCUGUCUUUUAUUUAUAUAUUGAACAAAAAUGUCAAUGUUUGUAAAUAUUAACCAAGCAUGUAAUUAAAUCUUUCUCUAUUUCUGA
Messenger RNA from Lonchura striata (white-rumped munia), 4532 nucleotides. The record is from RefSeq and is a predicted model, not a curated record. Lineage: Eukaryota; Metazoa; Chordata; Aves; Passeriformes; Estrildidae.